Otolemur garnettii (small-eared galago) is the source of this 2697-nucleotide messenger RNA. RefSeq names its product cocaine esterase-like. The record is from RefSeq and is a predicted model, not a curated record. The transcript has 19 exons. NCBI's taxonomy places the organism in Eukaryota, Metazoa, Chordata, Mammalia, Primates, Galagidae.
AUGGGCACUUAUAAAACUACUCUGACUGCUUUCACUGUCGAUGGCGUCUUCUUUCCCAAAAGCCCCAAAGAGCUCCUCAAUGAGAAGCAAGUCCACUCUGUGCCUGUCCUCCUGGGUUUCAACAAUGACGAGUUUGGCUGGGUCAUCCCCACGGAUAUACCCCUUGAAAUGACAGCCACCAUCAUAGAUGAAUACAUAGACAGAGACUCAGAUGCACUAGCCAAACGCCAUGGCUUCCAAGAAUUGAUGGCGGACAUAUUGAUCACCUUCCAGACCUUUAAUUUCUCAAGAAACCUCCGAGAUUGUGGGAACCCCACCUUUUUCUAUGAGUUCCAGCAUCGACCCAGUUCUUUUGUGAAGUUCAAACCGGAUUGGGUGAAGGCUGAUCAUGGGGCUGAGACUGCGUUCGUUUUUGGGGGUCCCUUCCUCAUGGACGAGAGCUCCCUGCUGGCCUUUCCUGAGGCCACAGAGGAUGAGAAGCAGCUGAGCCUCACCAUGAUGGCCCAGUGGACCCAGUUUGCCCGAACAGGGGACCCCAAUGGUCAGGACCCUGCCAGCCCCAUCCGAACCACACACACAGGGCAGGUGCAGGGGAGCCUCACCCACGUGAAGGGCACUGACGUGGGGGUCCACACCUUCCUGGGAAUCCCUUUUGCCAAGCCACCUGUAGGGCUGCUGAGGUUUGCACCUCCUGAGCUCCCAGAAUCUUGAAGUGGUGUUAGAGAUGGGACGUCCCAGCCAGCCAUGUGUCCUCAGGAUCUCACUUCAAUGAAUGAAGAGGCUCUGACCAUGUUCAACAUGACCAUGCCUUCCAUCCCCAUGUCCGAGGACUGUCUGUACCUCAGCAUCUACACACCUGCCCAUACCCAUGAGGGCUCUAACCUGCCUGUGAUGGUAUGGAUCCAUGGUGGUGCGCUUGUCAUGGGCAUGGCUUCCAUGUAUGAUGGUUCCAUGCUGGCAGCCUUUGAGGACGUGGUGGUGGUCACUAUCCAGUACCGCCUGGGUGUCCUGGGCUUCUUCAGUGGCACAAGUGUGUCCUUGCAUGUUGUCUCCCCCAUGUCCCAAGGACUCUUCCAUGGUGCCAACAUGGAGAGUGGUGUGGCCUUGCUGCCUAGUCUCAUGGUCAGCUCUUCUGACAAAGUCUCCAUGAUGGUGGCCAACCUGUCUGCCUGUGACCAGGUUGAUUCAGAGGCCCUGGUGGGCUGCCUGCGGGGCAAGAGUGAAGAGGAGAUUCUGGCUAUUAGCAAGACCAUUAAAAUCAUCCCCGGCGUGGUAGAUGGGUCCUUCUUGCCCAAGCAUCCUGAGGAACUGCUGGCCUCAGCUGACCUCCAACCUGUCCCCAGCAUCAUCGGGGUCAACAACGAUGAGUAUGGCUGGGUCAUCCCCAAGGUCAUGGGCAUGGAUGAGCCAAGGAAGGAAACAGACAGAGAGGCCUGGAAAGAUAUUCUGCAGAAAACGUCCCAGGUGUUGAUAUUGCCUCCUGAGAUUGGUGACCUGUUGUUGGAGGAGUACAUGGGGGACAGUGGGGAUCCCCAGACCCUCUAGGCCCAGCACCAGGACAUGAUGGCAGACUCCAUGUUCGUGAUCCCUGCACUCUGAGUAGCACACUCUCAGAGUCCCCACGCCCCUGUCUACUUCUAUGAGUUCCAGCAUGAGCCCAGCUUCUUCAAGGACAUCAAGCCACCUCAUGUGAAGGCAGACCAUGGGGAUGAGAUUUUCUUUAUUUUCAGACCCAAUAUGUGGGGCAACUACAGACAUGAACUCACUCAUCCUGAAGUACACACCAGCCUGGGCCGUGUGCGAGGCCGCCAGGUGGCCGUGAAGGGCACAGACAGCCAUGUGAAUGUCUUCCUGGGCAUCCCAUUUGCCCAGCCGCCCCUGGGGCCUGACCGGUUUUCAGCCCCACGCCCAGCAACGCCCUGGGAGGGGGAUAUACCCCUUGAAAUGACAGCCACCAUCAUAGAUGAAUACAUAGAUAGAGACUCCGAUGCACUAGCCAAACGUCAAGCCUUCCAAGAAUUGAUGGCGGACAUAUUGCUCACCUCCCAGACCUUGAAUUUCUCAAGAAACCUCCGAGAUUGUGGGAACCCCACCUUUUUCUAUGAGUUCCAGCAUCGACCCAGUUCUUUUGUGAAGUUCAAACCGGAUUGGGUGAAGGCUGAUCAUGGGGCUGAGACUGCGUUCGUUUUUGGGGGUCCCUUCCUCAUGGACGAGAGCUCCCUGCUGGCCUUUCCUGAGGCCACAGAGGAUGAGAAGCAGCUGAGCCUCACCAUGAUGGCCCAGUGGACCCAGUUUGCCCGAACAGGGGACCCCAAUGGUGAGGGGCUGCCUCUAUGGCCCCAGUUUGACCAAUCAGAACAAUACCUGGAGAUCAACCAGGUGCCACGGGUCAGGCAGAAGCCAAAGGAAGCCCGAAUGAGGUUCUGCACAGAGACGCUGCCUAGGAAGAUCCAGCAGUGGUACCAGAAGCAGAAGGGGAGGAAGGCCCCAGAAGAGCUCUGAGGUGGGGCCUGGACCUUCUUGGCUGGGGCCAAGCCAAAGGGUGGCAGAUUUCCACCCCCUCCCGGGCAGCCUCCUUCCUCCUUCCCACCUCCCACUGAGAGACUUUAAUAUGCAUCUGGCUGACCUAAGCUCGUGUCCUUGAAAGCAUCAACCACUGUAUGACUGGCAUUCUGGUAUUUUGAUUGAUUGAUUGAU